Molecule: messenger RNA, 1038 nt
Organism: Amphibalanus amphitrite
Lineage: Eukaryota; Metazoa; Arthropoda; Thecostraca; Balanomorpha; Balanidae
Exons: 3
Coding region: 118-729 (203 amino acids)
Source: RefSeq, a predicted model, not a curated record
GUGGGUGCCGGCUACCCACAGUGACCGGCUGGGGCGCCCGGCGGCCCCUAAAAGGCCGUCGGUCGGCCGGCGCCGCACUACACGGGGCCUGUCGCGUCCACUGACCGCACGGCCACCAUGGUGUCUCCACGGAUUCUGCUGGCCUGGGCCGCCGUCGGCAUCGCCGUUCUAAGCUCGCCGACUCUGUGCGCGCCGGUGCCGCCUCCCUGCGACCUCAAAAUCAAGUCCAAGGUGGGUCAGGCAGCGGUCACCAAGGGCGGCGCUGCGGUCUCCACCACCGGCUCCAGCGGCGGCACUGGCACCGUCCACUGCGUGGUCGUCGGGCCCAACAAGAUCGUGAAGAAGGCGGCCGUCGGUAACACGGGGGUGACCGGCGCCGGAGCUACCGCCGGCGACGGCAUCCUGACAAAUCUGGUCAAAGGUGUCACAGAGGUGAAAACUACCAAAGACGGCACUAAGGUGAAGACCAAGACGGCUGGCAAAGCCGGCACCGGUGGAACGGCCACCAUCGUCCAGGGCGCAGACGCCAACGGAGGCGUCACAGAAAAGUCAAUCAAGGUCGACCACUUCCUGACCGAUGACUUUGAGGUGAUCAAGAUCAAGGAGAAGAAGCAGGGCACGGCCACCUCCUCUAGCGGCCACAAGGGCUCCGGAAUCGGUGACAGUCUGCUGAAGGUGGUCAACGAGGCCGAGACCGAACUCAAGCUGAAGGGACUGAAGCUGGAUUAGGGCACUGGGAGCAGAUGAUCGGGAGAAUUCGUCUCCAUCUGUCCUGACGCAGGGACCUACGAUGCAGGGCAUUGGCCAAAGCUAACCACCAACAGAUGGCUUAGGGUGUGAAGAACAAGUGCCAAGCACAUUGCUGUGGCACUUCGGUGUCUGAUUUUUCAAAGCUGAUACAGCUUAUUUUCUGAUCGAGAAUGGUCACUGAUGAACUUCAUCUGUAGAUGCAUGUGAUGUUGAUUAAGUAUUUUUACGCGUACAAUAUACCGCAAUAUGUAUAUUGCACUGUCUCAAAUAAAGUCAAAUGCCAUCUUU